Molecule: messenger RNA, 1344 nt
Organism: Zasmidium cellare ATCC 36951
Lineage: Eukaryota; Fungi; Ascomycota; Dothideomycetes; Mycosphaerellales; Mycosphaerellaceae
Exons: 2
Coding region: 1-1344 (447 amino acids)
Biological process (GO): proteolysis
Cellular component (GO): fungal-type vacuole
Molecular function (GO): aspartic-type endopeptidase activity
Source: RefSeq, a predicted model, not a curated record
AUGCUUGCUCUUCUCCUUCUCGUCUGCGCAGCAACAGCGCUGAAAGCUCCGUCAUCGCUUCCGCGACAAUAUGGCAACUUCACUCUCAACCGACUUCAACGAACUCGAACAAAGCUGGCAGAACCGAGCGAGUUGAAGGUCACGCAGAAUGUCGUCAACCUCACACGGGCAGAUACUGCCGUGUCAGUGAGCUCAACAUAUACGCAGAACGGGACAACUCCCCUGAUCUCAUUGGAAGGCGGCCAAGUCUUCCUGGCAAACGUCCUAGUCGGUGGACAGGAGUACUCGCUGGUGAUCGACACGGGCAGUAGUGACCCUUGGCUAGCAGUCACCGACUUCAGCUGCUACGAUCCCAUCGAUGAUGCACCACUGGAUCAAUAUCUUUGCGAGUUUGGUCCACUGUACCAUUCCACACAGUCAUCCACGUUCGUCCCAAUCGCGGACCAGAACUUCAAUAUCAGCUACGCUGACGGAGAGUACUUGACGGGAAGCCUUGCAUACGAGUCGUUUCGAAUGGCCGGCAUCGACGUGCCCAAUCAACAGUUCGGCGUUGUCGACCAAGCUGCAUGGUAUGGUGAUGGAAUCUCUUCUGGACUGGUUGGCUUUGCGUACAGAACGUUGACAUCUGCAUACGCCGGUUCAGAUCCCACGUCGGAUAGAAAGGGCAGGACAAUGCUCUACAAUCCCUUGUUCGUCAACAUGUACGAGAAUGAGGGUGUGCCAACUGUCUUCAGCAUGGCCAUCGACCGUAUACAAAGCAACGGCGGUGUUCUCGCAAUAGGGGGAAUUCCUGAUAUCCCCCAUGCGCCAUACUGGGCCAACACGGAGAUCCAUCCCGUCAGUGUCAAUACCACGAGUGGCGAGCCAGUCUACGAAUUCUACACGAUUGAUGUUGAUGGGUUCGCGAUCUCGACAUCGACCAGCACGCAGUUCAACCCGUAUGACAACGACAAUCCAUACAAGACACCACUCGUUGGAAACGACACAGAUGUCAUCGUGGACUCUGGAACCUCGCUCUGCUACGUCCCUGACGACGUCGCUGCAGAACUGGCCGAUGCGUUCGACCCUCCAGCAACUUGGGACGCAUCGACAUACGCCUAUUUCGUCGACUGCGAUGCCACUGCGCCGGUGUUUGGCGUCAGCAUCGAGGAGAAGAUCUUCUUCGUCAACGCCGAGGACAUAAUUAUCCAGAUCAACGACAACUUGUGUGUUACUGGCAUCCAGCCAAACCUGGGGGGCUUGAACAUCUUGGGAGGAACGUUCAUGAAGAACGUCUUGACGGUGUUUGAUAUUGGGGCGGAGCAGCUGCGGUUUGCGGCGAGACAGUUCUAUCCGACCUCGUGA